CGGCAAAUGGCCAUCUUGUGAUUGACGGCGGCAUGAAUUCCGUCAUUCUUCGCAGUCAAUGCACCGCAUGGCUACAGCAAUCGACUGUUAAAUCUGCGCAUCAGCUGUUCUUGCGCCACGCUACUCCGCUACAGCGCAGAACUUUGAGCAGCGCCGCAGUCAAUCAUGCAGAGCGGCCGUUCCGCUUGGCCGUCAUCGGCUCCGGCCCUGGUGGCUUUUAUGCUGCGUAUCGGGUCUUGUCAAAGAUUGAGGGUUCCGUUGUAGACAUGUAUGAGCGUCUGCCUGUUCCAUAUGGGCUCGUCCGAUUUGGUGUCGCCCCUGAUCAUCCUGAAGUCAAGAACUGCGAAGAAAAAUUCGAAGAAGUCGCCUCCUCGCCCAGAUUCAACUUCAUCGGAAACGUCUCCGUCGGGACCGACCUCCCCUUGACCGCAUUGAAGCCGCACUACGACGCCAUUCUCUUCGCCUACGGCGCCUCGGAGGACAAAGAGCUGGGCAUCCCAGGCGAGACGGAUCUCAAGGGCAUAUACUCCGCGCGCGCAUUUGUCGGAUGGUACAAUGGACUGCCUGAAUAUGCGAAUCUGGCGCCGAACCUCGAAGCCGGCGAGGACGCGGUGGUGAUUGGCCAAGGAAACGUCGCGUUGGACGUGGCGCGCGUCUUACUCACGGAUGUUGAUGCGCUGCGCAAGACAGACAUGGCGUCUUAUGCGCUGGACGCGCUUUCAAAGAGUCGAGUCAAACGUGUUCGAGUCGUCGGUCGACGAGGGCCCAUGCAGGCGGCGUUCACCAUCAAAGAAGUCCGCGAACUCCUGACCCUUCCAUCCGUUACAUUCGAGCCCGUCGACCCGGCGCUGUUCCCUCCCGAAACCGCCAAGUUGCCUCGCGCACAGAAACGCAUUGUCCAACUCAUACAGAAACACUCCGCCUCCGCCCCGUCAUCCUCGGACCCCGCAUCGUCGUCGGGAUCCAAGAACUGGGGUUUCCGCUUCCUUCUCUCUCCUACAGCCUUUCACUCCUCUCCUUCCUCUCCUUCCUCUCCUUCCUUUUCCUCCUCCUCCUCCUCCUCGUCGGACAACGCCCAACUCUCCCACAUCUCCUUCACCAACAUGACCCUCACCUCCCCCUCCUCCGCUACCGACCCCUUCGACCCAUCCGCGCGCCCCUCCCCCACCGACCAAUCCACAACGCUCCCCGCAAGUCUCGCCUUCCGCUCCAUCGGGUACAAAUCCGUCCCGUUGCCCGGUCUGUCGGACUUACACAUCCCCUUUGACGUCGCGCGCGGGUUCUUCCCCAACGACUUACACGGCCGCGUCAUCGACCCGUCGCGCGGCCCCGCCGGCGCACUCACCGCCGCGCAUGUCCCCGGUAUAUAUUGCGCCGGGUGGGUGAAGCGUGGGCCGACGGGCGUGAUUGCGAGUACGAUGCAGGAUGCGUUUGCGAGUGCGGAUGUGAUUGCGCUGGAUUGGUACCAGAGGGCGCAAUUCUUGAACUCGGAGCUUCGUCCCUCCGAGGGGGGCGGUAGCGCUGAAGGGGGUCGUGGCUCAAGUGAAAAAAGUGGCGAAGGCGAGAUCAGACGCGGAUGGGACGCCCCUGCGUUGAAAGGAGAGGUUCAAAAAAGAGGACUGCGGCCCGUAAGCUGGGCGGAUUGGCAGCGGAUAGACAGGGCGGAGAAAGAAAAGGGCCAGCGGCAGGGCAAGAUCCGGGAUAAGUUUGGGAGUGUGCCGGACAUGUUGAGUGUUUUGGACUAACUUGGAAGAUUUGGACCAGCUUCCCCUCUCCUCUCCUCUCCCUUUUUGAUUCAAAUUCAAUUGUUCCCCUUUGCUGGAAGACAUUUUUCCCUUUACUGUCAAGACUAGUUUUUUUCUUGAUUGCACAUAUGAUCAUCGACUGGUUUUUUUUUUAACAACAUGUACUAGAUAGCGUCUCUAUUUUCUUUUUUUGGCAUCUCAGUCCCUCUCCACACCGACUCAUCUAUAGAUUAUUCUUAGACAUAUGUACAUAUACUUUGAUAUGUAUAAAUAUAUAUACAAUGGAAUAAAGGACAUAUACAGAGUAAACAUCCGCGG
This is a messenger RNA of Xylona heveae TC161, 2063 nucleotides long. Its product is annotated as nucleotide-binding domain-containing protein. Gene Ontology annotation, cellular component: mitochondrion. NCBI's taxonomy places the organism in Eukaryota, Fungi, Ascomycota, Xylonomycetes, Xylonales, Xylonaceae. Gene Ontology annotation, biological process: ubiquinone biosynthetic process. The coding region runs from base 33 to 1745 and encodes 570 amino acids. The transcript is spliced from 3 exons. The record is from RefSeq and is a predicted model, not a curated record.